Messenger RNA from Trichomycterus rosablanca, 1824 nucleotides. RefSeq names its product RAB34, member RAS oncogene family a (gene rab34a). The record is from RefSeq and is a predicted model, not a curated record. Gene Ontology annotation, cellular component: Golgi cisterna; phagocytic vesicle. Gene Ontology annotation, biological process: phagosome-lysosome fusion; Golgi to plasma membrane protein transport. The transcript is spliced from 11 exons. Gene Ontology annotation, molecular function: GTP binding; GTPase activity. Bases 221 to 1006 code for a protein of 261 amino acids. Lineage: Eukaryota; Metazoa; Chordata; Actinopteri; Siluriformes; Trichomycteridae.
GAGGGAUGAGAAGGAAAAAAGCUCCGAAUGAGUCUUCAAGCUGUGAGGAACCCGGUACUUCCGUAGCCUAGACCUUACAAAGACUUACUUUUAGUGCUGGAGAAAAACACUUUAAUUAAAAACGGAUAAAAAAACAAAGGCUUUAAACAUAACUGUGUCCGUAUAGCGGAUAUUUUUUAGCAGCGAAACCACAAACAUCUCUUUGCUGAGGACCUUCAUCAUGAGUGUGCUUCCUCCUGUGCGCAAGGACCGCAUCAUUGCCGAUCUUCCAAAAUGCUUCACUAAAGGGGCUGCUUUACAUACAGAAAAUGAAUUUAACGCCAAGGUGAAGACAGCCUGUCAAGAGCAUAGGACUGGCACAGUGGGCAGGUUUAAAAUCUCUAAGGUUAUUGUAGUGGGAGACCUGGCAGUUGGGAAAACCUGUCUGAUUAAUAGAUUUUGUAAAGAUGUCUUUGAUAAAAAUUACAAAGCUACAAUUGGCGUGGACUUUGAGAUGGAGAGGUUUGAGGUGCUUGGAGUUCCGUUCAGUCUUCAGCUUUGGGACACUGCUGGUCAGGAGAGGUUCAAGUGCAUCGCUUCUACCUACUACAGAGGAGCUCAAGCUGUAAUCAUUGUUUUUGAUUUGAAUGAUGUGGCCUCCCUGCAGCAUACUAGGCAGUGGCUGCUCGAUGCUAUGAAAGAAAACGACCCCACCGGCGUUUUACUCUUCCUGGUGGGAACAAAGAAGGAUCUAAGCUCUCCGGCGCAGUAUUCUCUGAUCGAACAGGACGCCAUCAAAGUGGCCGAGGAGAUGAAAGCUGAGUACUGGGCUGUGUCUUCUUUGUCUGGGGAGAAUGUUCGAGAGUUUUUCUUCCGUGUGGCAUCCCUGACGUUUGAAGCUAACGUGCUGGCGGAGCUGGAAAAAAGCAACGCUAGGCGAAUUGGCGAUGUUGUCCAAAUCAGCAGCAAUACAAAUAACUUAAAGUACACAACUUCUAAAAAGAAGCAGCCGAGCUGCUGUCAGUGAGGGGGGUGAAGAAUUUUGCACCGAGCUAAACGACGGUACCAAAGCAAUCAGUACAGUUUGCACAACAGUAUGAGGGACUCAGUGUUAAACCAGUUCAGAUUAGGAAUGUGCAGUGAGUAUAAAGGAAACAUUCCUAUGCUGUUUAUUAUUUUAAUUUUUGUUAAACAUUUUUUAAAUGCACUAGAUGGCCAAAAGUAUAUGGACUCAUUCCAAAACUGUUGCCCAAGUAGCAAUAACAGCCCCUUGAUGUUCUGCAAAUGCUUUCCACAAGAUUCCCAUUUAGCACAGAUGUCAGAGAAAAGACUUGCUGGAGUUCCUGCACCCCAUGUCCUUAUGGAUCUGGCUUUGUCCGUAGGGGCAAAUUGUUGUUUAUAUAGGAAUAAAGUCAUUUCUUUUAUAUACUGAUCGUAUAUAUGUGUUAACAAUGAGUAUGACUGAAACACCUAAAUGUAAUAAUAAGUACUAAUACUUCCGGCCAUGCAGUGUACUGUGUUUUUUUCUUUACCUUGUUUUAUAUAAAUGAAUGAUGCUGGUACUUCAGAAAUGGUCAUUUAAAGACAGUACAUUUAAGUUUACAUGGAGCAGAUGUUAAGAUCAGUUUUGAAUAGCGAGUUGCACAGUAAUGCUAUAGACAUUGUAUUUUUAUCAGUUUUAAUAUUGCAAAUAAAAUAGUAUUACAUACUUCACAAUAAAAGUUUCUGUAUAGUAGAUUAGGAAUUGUUCUAUUGUAUAACACCGGUACGCUUAACAAUAGAUAGGUUAUACAUUGUAUAGUAUAUUUGUAUGUAAUGUUCUCAACCUGAGCUAAUAAAAUCAAU